This is a messenger RNA of Danio aesculapii, 5776 nucleotides long. RefSeq names its product solute carrier organic anion transporter family member 5A1a (gene slco5a1a). Gene Ontology annotation, cellular component: membrane. Gene Ontology annotation, molecular function: protein binding. The record is from RefSeq and is a predicted model, not a curated record. Bases 641 to 3094 code for a protein of 817 amino acids. NCBI's taxonomy places the organism in Eukaryota, Metazoa, Chordata, Actinopteri, Cypriniformes, Danionidae. Gene Ontology annotation, biological process: transmembrane transport; sodium-independent organic anion transport. The transcript has 10 exons.
UUGCUCCGCUGCGGUACAGACCGAGUGCGCUUGGAGGCGAUGCUGCUUACAGCGAUACCGUGAAUAACGGACAGUCCGUUCUACCCUUUCCGUCCAAGGACAGCGGUAUUAUUUAGAUCACACGGCGAGGAUCUGAUGCUGUGUCGGUGGCGCACACAGAGGGAGGCGUCGAUUACCGUUUAACGGCGCUGAUGGAAUUAAUCGGGUUUGUUAUUAAUCUGGCACCGAUAACGGGACAGAAUGCGCGUGUGUAAAGCGGCCGAGCGCUGCGGUAUCGGCGCAGAGACCCCGGCGGCAGGUCGACCGUCGAUUCGGUGUGUUGUUUUGGUGAAUAUGUGUCGAAUUAAAACGAAAAUGGUGCUGUGAACAAACAAAGAGCCUGCUGAUAUUUAGUCAUAUCUGUUCAUGGGUAUCUGAUGGGGUGUUGUUGUUUUGAUUAAAUGCUUGUGUCUCUGUCACGCUUAUAAACGGGUCGCGGAGCCGGUGCGGACCCUUAUCAGAGGGCGUUAGUGUGUUACAGGCCCGUGUUUUCCUCAGAAGGGAAGCUGACUGUCAGAUAAGCUGCGGCUGGUUUAUCUUGUAGUCUGUUAUGUUGGUGUGCCCGUGCGCGUCUGUGUUUUAGCUCUCGCUGCCCGUCAGGAUGGCAUCCGGUGCCGGUGUGGACGAGGGGGGAGGGGGACUGGCGCCUGUUAAACCGUUCCCGUAUUUGUGUGAAGAAUCAACUCAGGGUUUGAAGUCUAAAAGCCUCCCGGUGCUCAGCGAGAGCCAGACUCCAGAGCGAGACGCGGAUCAGACUCUGCUGCCUGCCCCGCACAGCUCGGCCCGGUGCGGCUCCCCUGUCAGGACCGAGUGUCGUGAGCCGGAGGGGGUCUUGAGGUUCCGGCUGCCGCGGGUGCCAGUGAGGCGCUAUGUGGACAGGAUCCUGGCGGACUCGCGCUGCUUCUUAUUCUGCAUGUGUUACCUCACCUUCAUCCAGUCUCUGAUGGUGUCCGGGUAUCUCAGCAGUGUCAUCACCACCAUAGAGAAGCGCUACAGCCUGCGGAGCUCAGAGUCGGGUCUACUGGUCAGCUGUUUUGACAUCGGCAGCCUCCUCGUCGUGGUCUUCAUCAGCUAUUUCGGUGGGCGGGGUCAGAGGCCUCGCUGGCUGGCUGUAGGGGGUGUGUUCAUAGCAGUGGGCGCCGCCCUCUUCUCCCUACCUCACUUCAUCUCCCCGCCAUAUCAGCUGGAGGAGCUCAACAGCACAGUAGGAGGAGAAGGGCUCUGUGCCGGUGCCAGUGCCAACGCCAGCGGGCAGGACAAGCCAACACUGUCCAGAUGCCAGCGGGAGCAGGAGGAGAGCGAGCACGCCCUGUAUGUGGCGCUGUUCAUCUGCGCUCAGAUCCUCGUGGGAAUGGGAUCCACUCCUAUUUACACGCUUGGACCAACUUACCUGGACGACAACGUGAAGAAGGAGAACGCUUCCCUGUAUCUGGCCAUUAUGUAUGUAAUGGGGGCUCUCGGACCUGCCGCUGGGUAUCUUCUGGGUGGCAUUCUGAUCGGAUUCUACGUCGAUCCCGGUACUGUUGUCAAUAUUGACCAGGGUGACCCGCGCUUCGUAGGAAACUGGUGGAGCGGCUUUCUGCUGUGUGCCGUGGCAAUGCUGCUGGUCAUCUUUCCCAUGUUCUCCUUCCCUAAAAAACUGCCGCCGCGCCAAAAGAAAAGUAAGAGAGGUGUAAAGAAGGGUGCAGGCGAUGUCUCCAGCGACGAUGAGAUGAUGAAGGAGAAGAGCCAAGCGGUCUCGUCCUCUAUGGGUUUCGGCAAAAAUAUCAAAGAUUUGCCAAAAGCAGCCGUGCGCAUAUUGAGCAACGUGACGUUUCUGUUCGUCAGUUUGUCGUAUACAGCAGAAUGUGCCAUCGUCACAGCCUUCAUCACUUUCAUUCCCAAAUUUAUUGAAUCUCAGUUUGGUGUUCCAGCAUCCAGUGCCAGCAUUUACACAGGUCUGAUCAUCGUACCCAGUGCAGGUGUUGGCAUAUUUUUAGGUGGUUACAUUAUUAAAAAACUCAAACUGGGCGCAAGAGAAGCUGCGAAGUUGGCCAUGAUCUGCAGCGGCGUGUCUUUGCUCUGCUUUUCCACUCUUUUUAUCGUCGGCUGCGAAAGCAUCAACCUCGGUGGAAUCAACAUCCCUUACACCACUGGGCCCACCCUGACUCUGUCUCACCGGAACCUGACUGGAAGCUGUAAUGUGAACUGUGGCUGUAAGAUUCAUGAAUACGCACCCGUCUGCGGCUCUGACGGCAUCACGUACUUCAACCCCUGUCUGGCUGGAUGCAGCAACAUCGCCAACCACACCUCAGGAAUCAGAAACUAUUCGGACUGCGCAUGCGUUCAGAGUCGUCAGGUGAUCACACCGUCAGGAGGAAACCACGAGCUGCAGCUGGUGAUCGUCAAGACGUACCUGAACGAGAACGGCUUCGCUCUGGCGGGAAAGUGUGAGCGCACCUGCGGGACCCUCAUUACCUUCCUCAUCUUUCUCUUUAUUGUCACGCUCAUCACAGCUUGUGCGCAGCCCUCCGUCAUCAUCGUUACGCUCAGGUCAGUGGAUGAAGAGGACAGGCCAUUUGCUUUGGGAAUGCAGUUCGUUCUUCUCAGGACUCUUGCCUACAUCCCCACUCCUAUCUAUUUUGGAGCUGUGAUUGACACCACCUGUAUGCUGUGGCAGCAGGACUGUGGUUUCCAUGGGUCCUGCUGGGAGUAUGAUGUCACUUCCCUCCGCUUCGUCUACUUCGGACUAGCGGCGAGCUUGAAGUUCCUGGGCUUCCUGUUCAUCUUCCUCACCUGGUAUUCGCUGAAGCGUCGCGAAGAGCAGACGCACACACACACUCACCAGCACACGCUUUCCCCGCUGGACACAGUGAGCCACCUCAUCUGCCACGCGGGAGGCCACAAAGGUCACGCUCGCACCCGCUCCUGUCCCGUCUUCCUGCCACGGCCGCUCGAACACUCCCACACUGCCGGGCCCACAGGACACGCUCUGAGCCGUGGCAACAGCUGCCCUGGCAAUGGCCUGAAAGCAAUAACUCCGCCCAUACGCUCUCUGGAGAAAGUGGCCGUGUGAUGGUUUGGAGCCACACACACUCUCAUACGCUCAUACACAUGCAUGCCAACGUUGUACAAUUAUGAGGGACGAUUAUUAUGUAAACAGACCACACCGCUUAAAGCCAAUGCCGGUGCCUUUUUUUAAAACACACACGAUUCAGACACAUUAUCGCAGGAUGUUUGCGAAGCACUGAUUAGUAAUAAAACUUCUCUCUUUUUUUUUUACACAAUACCUCAGCAGGACGAAUACCUCUGAUUAUCCUCACACAAAUAAACACACACACACACACACACACUAGAAUAUAUUUACCAUAGCCACUACAUAUAGUUACCUAUAGUGUUAUUGUUCAUAUACUUUUCUGCUUCUCCUGUACAGCAGAUUCAUGUACAUUUACCUCAUCCAUUCAACCAUUCAACAUGUCAACAGUGAAGGGAAAGAGACUGCAAAUGUUACUAUGCAAACUCCUCCCACAGCACUGACCCCUUGUGAAUUAUAUUAGCUCCUCCUACACUAAGCCCCUCCCCUAAAUUACAUUUAUUCACCACACCCUGUCUGCAAGCUCCUCCCACAGCACUUACUCCUUCUGAAUUACUUUAGCUCCUCCCAAGCUUUAAGCCCUUCCCCUUUAUUACAUAGAGUGGCCAAAACCAUCCUGCAAGCUCCUCCCACAGCACUGAUCCCCUCUAAAUUAUUUUAGCCCCUCCCAAAACUUAAGCACUUUCCCUAAAUUACAUAUACUGGCCACAACCAGUCUGCAGGCUCCUCUCACAGCACUGACUCCUCCUGAACCAUAUUAGCCCCUCCUACACAUCAAGCCCCUCCCCUAAAUCACAGAACUUACUUCUUCUGAAUUGCUUUAGCCCCUCCCAAACUUUAAGCCCUUGCCCUAAAUUACAUAUACUGGCCACAACCAGUCUGCAAACUCCUCCCACAGCACUGACUUCUUCUGAAUUAUUUUAGCCCCUUCUACACGUCAAGCCCCUCCCCUAAAUCAUAUUUAUUCACCACACCCAGUCUGGAAACAACUCCCACAGCACUGAUUCCUUCUGAAUUACUUUAGCCCCUCCCAAACUUUAAGCCCUGCCCCUAAAUAACAUAUACUGGCCUGUUGAACUCCUCUUGAACCAUAUUAGCCCCUCCUACACAUCAAGUCCCUACCCUAAAUCAUAUUUAUUCACCACACCCAGUCUGCAAACUUCUCCCACACCACUGAUUCCUUCUAAAUUAUAUCAGCCCCUUCUACACCUUAAGCCCCUCCCCUAAAUUGCAUUUAUUUACCACACCCAAUCUGCAAACUCCUCCCACAGCACUGACUUCUUCUGAAUUAUAUUAGCCCCUCCUAUAUCUUAAGCCCCUCCCCUUGAUCAUAUUUAUUGACCAACCCCAGUAUGUGAACUCCUCUUGAAUUGCAUUAGCCCCUCCCAAAACUUUCAGCCCCUCCUAUAAAUGACCUAUAUUUUCCACACCCAGGCUUUAAACUUCAUACAAGAGUGACUCCUCCUGAAUUGCAUAAGCCUCACACACACUUUAAGCUACUCCCCUAAAUAAUAUAUUUACAUCACCCAGGCUCCACCCCCACAACAAUGUCUCCUCCUGAAUUGCAUUAGCCCCACACACACUUCAAGCCCCUCCCCAAAUGACAUUUAUUGACCAACCCCAUUAUGUCAACCCCUCGCACAACAGACUCUUACUGAAUUCUGUUAGCCCUUCUCAAAUGUCAAGCCACUCCUUUACAUGACAAAUACUGGCCACACCCAGGCUGUAAACUCCUCCCACAGCACUUUCUUUACCUGAAUUGCAUUAGCCCCUCCCCUAAAUGGCAUAUAUUUACCACACCCAGGCUUUAAACUCCUCCCACAACAAUGACUCCUGCUGAAUUGCAUUAGCCACACACACACACACUUAAAGCUAUUCGCCUAAAUAAUAUAUGCACAUCUCCCAAGCUCCACCCACAACGAUGGUUCCUCCUGAAUUGCAUUAGCCCCUCCUAAACUUUAGGCCACUCCCAUAAAUGACAUUGGACACACCCAGACUGUGUACAAUUCAUCUCAAGCAGUGUGGAUUGAUUCCUUCCUAACUUUAAACGUCACCAUUUAGGCUCCGCCUUGUUUCAUUUCUUUUCUCUCGUGUGGUGUGUUAAAUGUUUAGACUUCUAGUCUUAAGAUGACGGUGUGUUUUUGCGACAGUUGGCUGUUCAGCUUUCUGCGUCUCUUCAUAACUUUUGUGGAUCAUAUCAGUAUUCAGAAGAGUUUCCUCUGUCGGUGUCGACUGUAUUUUGGUGGUCAUCUCAAUAAAUGACACGCACACACACAAAACGUAUAUAGGAGACACGUCAUCUCAUGUUCACCCACAUCAUGUACUCUUGAAAACAUCCUCUCACACCCCUGUGGAGGGUGUUGUGUUUGCUCUGAAGUUGAGCCAGUGUUAGUGGUGUUGAUGGACACAUGAAGACUGCAGGAUUUCCACACACCAGUGCUGAACUACUGCUGAGGAAACAGUGUUUCAUAUUCCUCUCCUCUCUUUUUCCCCCUCCCUAUGUUACCGUGCUCUGUUAGCGAACAGAAGGCACGUCAGUAUGAUUAUUUAUUUGAAGUUACUUGAAGGUUUAGUCUAAUCAGGGCAAACCUGGAGAAAUUCUUUAUUAACUGUUUUGUUUAACUUGUACAAAGGAUUUGUGUCAAUAAAAUAAAAGGAUUUUGA